This is a messenger RNA of Mytilus californianus (California mussel), 2256 nucleotides long. Its product is annotated as small RNA 2'-O-methyltransferase-like. NCBI's taxonomy places the organism in Eukaryota, Metazoa, Mollusca, Bivalvia, Mytilida, Mytilidae. The transcript has 7 exons. Gene Ontology annotation, cellular component: nucleus; cytoplasm. Gene Ontology annotation, molecular function: RNA methyltransferase activity; O-methyltransferase activity. The coding region runs from base 166 to 1410 and encodes 414 amino acids. Gene Ontology annotation, biological process: siRNA processing; RNA methylation; piRNA processing. The record is from RefSeq and is a predicted model, not a curated record.
GGAAAGUGAAAGUAGAGAAAUAGGAAACUACAUGUGAGUUGAGUUUGCUGAAUGUACAGUAACAUACCGAUUCAUAGACCCUUUAAACAAAAAUAUAGACAAAGAAAAUCAGUUGACCCAUUUUUUGCAAGACACAAUAUUGUAUGUUAAGAAAACUUAGUAAAUAUGGCUGAUAAUGAUUGUACCAGUCCAAGAUUUUCCACUGAAGAACACUCUGAGAUUGGUGAUUUGAAAUACAUUACUGCAUCCCCAACAGAAAAGUCACCCCUUGAUGAAAAGACUUCUGAUAGAAGUGAAAAUGAGAACUGUCUUGGAGGACCUUCAUUUUAUCCCCCUUUAUACAUACAGAGAUACACCUUUGUGAAAGAAAUCCUUGACACAUUGCAACCAGAAAGUGUUGUGGAUUUUGGAUGUUCUGAAUGUGGAAUAUUUCGACACUUGAAAGAAGUCAUUACUCUUUUAAGAAUAAGUCUUGUUGAUAUUGACUUGUCUACACUUGAGGUCAACAAACGUCGUAUUAGACCUCAUUGUUAUGACUACCUCCAGAAGAGGAAGAACCCAUUACAUGUACAAAUCUUUGAUGGUAGUGCAACCAAAUUUGAUGCCAGAUUUAGGGACUAUGAGGCAGUCACUAUGGUUGAAUUCAUCGAACAUUUGUAUGAUAGGGAUUUAAAAGAAGUCAUCACAAUGGUAUUUGAAUGUAUAUGUCCAAAGUUUGUUAUCAUGACAACUCCAAAUUUUGAAUUUAAUGAACUGUUUCCAGGACCACGGAAAUUUCGUCAUUAUGAUCACAAAUUUGAAUGGACAAGGUCACAAUUUCAGACAUGGUGUAAUGAUAUAUGUGGUAAAUACAGAUAUGACAGUAAGUUUUAUGGUAUAGGAGAAGGACCGGCUGAUUCACAUUCUCUAGGUAGCUGUUCCCAAGCAGCUGUAUUCACCAGAAUAGGAGACAAACAACAGAUCAACUCGAAUGUAGAACAAGAUACAUAUUCAUUGGUAGCAGAAAGCAUUUAUCCUCAUCAGGAUAUUGAACAGAGAGACCCAGAGGAAGUUUUAGCAUCAGAAAUAGAUUAUGCAUUGUCUUUCAUGUCCAAGUGUUCAGACUUUUAUGAUGAAGAAGAAACCUCAGCUUUUAUACCUAUUGAUAAAUUGAUAUCUUUUAAGUCAAUUAAAAGUUUAUGUGAUUCUGAUCAAUUAAGAGAAUUUCUCUCAAAGAAGAAUUAUGACUUAUCAAAGAACGACAAAGAUGAGGAUUGUGUUUGUGUAGAACUAUCUUCUGAGGAUACGAGAGGUAUAUGGUAUGGCGAUGAUGAGGAUGAACUCAUUGAUGAAGCUAGGAAUACAAUGUCAGAAUCUCACAGUGAGGAAAUAGAAAUUAUACAUAAACUUGAGGAGGAAAUGUGGGAUUGACAUUCUGAGAUAUUUUGGUUUUCAAGGUUUUCUCAGGGAAAAACUUAGUACAAUUUGUAUUUAUAUACCUCUUAUUUUACCAUACAAUUAAUGUUGAUGAAUACAAUAUCUUCUUUUUGGCUAUUUUAAAACAGUUGCAACCAGAAACAAUACUCUCAUGAUAAAAGGAGUAUAUGUAUUUAGUAUUUAUAUGACCCAAGUUAAGUUACAAAAUUUAAAUGCUUUGUGAAAUUUGUUAUGACUUAAUAAUCCCUUUGAUUGAGAUUUAAUUUAUUUUUUAUAUACUAGUACAUUUCUAUGAAGUAUGCAGUCCUAAUUUGAUUUCAUAUUGUUACAUUACUUGGUAUUGUUUUGUUGUUGAAAUCCAUCUGUCCGUAAAAUUUAUGUAAAUACAUAAAUGUAAUUAUAUUAAAAGAAAUAAUUAUUACCUUCUGAAUAUUUAUUUUUUGAGAAGAUUAUGAAGCCUAACUUUUAAGAAAUACUCCACUGAAAUUCAGGUACUUGCAUAGGUUAGUCUUAAGUAUUUUAGGGCCUUGAUGGGAUAUAUGCACUUUGCAUGUAUGUGUACAUAAUUUGCUAGAAAUAGCCUUUUUUGAUUUGGAUGCAAAUCAUGUAAAACAUACCUGAAUAUGAACGGUUUUACUGUUACAUGUAUGUUAAUUAAUGAACCAUAAUAAAGUCUGUUUAGAUAUUUUUUCUGUGAAUUUGCUUAUUAAAAAGAUUUAACUGUAUUUUUUAAUUGUUUAGUUAGUUUUAAGAACAGCAAGUUCUAUGUAUAUCAUAAAUUGUAUUAUUUUGUUAUUUAGUAAGUUGUUAUAGUAUAGAAAAUAAAUUGAUAUAAAAACU